UUAAAGAGUACACAAAUAUUUUAUAACUCGACCUCGACUUUUAUGCUUGCCUAUUACAGUUUUACCGCAUGCCUAUUCAUUUACAAGGCUUUAUUUACUAACUAAUAUUGUUUUAAAAAUGACAGUGGACAUAACGCUACUUUACUUUGAACAGUAGGCUAAUUCAAAGAAAAACGGAAGUUGCCUGUCUGCCACCAGUGUCGUGGAGAAGUACAGUAACCGCAAGCUACCUGAGCAUAUUGAGGAGGAAGUCAUUCUGCACGGGCAGUAUGCCCCCAUUACCAGGCGCUGAGUUGGUUCGUACACCGGUUCAUCUGUACCGUUACCUUCUUAGAUGUUGCAAGCAAUUGCCAACCCGUGCAAUGCAGCAACAUUAUCAACAUGCUAUAAGACAGGGUUACAAUAGUCACACAGAUGAAGACGAUCCUGAGAGGAUUCAACUGAUCAUACAAAGAGCUAUAUCAGAUGCAGAUUGGAUUCUCGAUAAAUAUAAUAAGAAAUGAGAUGUGUGAAAUAAGAGGACAAGACUGCUGACUCUAUUGGACUUCCAUGUGGAACAAGCCUUGAUCAAAACAGGAUUUUGCUUGUUCUGCCAUGCAAGAAACAUCCCAGGGACAGAUACAUCAAUCAAUGUAGCAAUAAGAGAAGUGAUGUUUACCAACAUUUUUACUGAGGGACCAAUGAACAGUCCUCAUUUGUGUUUUAGUGCUGCACUACACACCUGAUUCACCUAGUCAAGUGGUUUGAUUUGUUUAUUCAGAUAUGUUAGUGCAGGGCUUGAACCUAAAUGUGGUCUGUAUGGUAGUCCCGAAGUAGAGGAUUGGGAAACACAGACAAAAGUGUAGUCCUCACUUCUAGUCCUCAAAGCAAGAUUUGCACAUGCUGUCCACUUACGUUGAUCUAAUGUGUAUUUAUUGUUACGACAAAAAUAUGUUUGUAUAUCCGGCAAUGUUACAAUAGAGUAGCAGGAUGAGAGUUAUGUUGAGUCUGUAUUUAUCGUAUGUAAACCAUAACGCUAUCUACGUUUCGAUCAAAUUGGCGUAAGAUUUUCAUGCGAAUAUUCUAAAAUCUGCAUUUAUUUUCCAUUUUUCCACCAAAUUUACUUGUUGAGGAUACAAAUCAAUGUACUUUUUUGCUUAGGUUUUCAUGUACCAAAUAAAAAUAUACAUUUUUA
This is a messenger RNA of Oncorhynchus kisutch (coho salmon), 1174 nucleotides long. It is a transcript of the gene lyrm9, whose product is annotated as LYR motif containing 9. NCBI's taxonomy places the organism in Eukaryota, Metazoa, Chordata, Actinopteri, Salmoniformes, Salmonidae. The coding region runs from base 270 to 503 and encodes 77 amino acids. The transcript has 4 exons. The record is from RefSeq and is a predicted model, not a curated record.